Erigeron canadensis is the source of this 3681-nucleotide messenger RNA. RefSeq names its product LRR receptor-like serine/threonine-protein kinase FLS2. NCBI's taxonomy places the organism in Eukaryota, Viridiplantae, Streptophyta, Magnoliopsida, Asterales, Asteraceae. Gene Ontology annotation, molecular function: receptor serine/threonine kinase binding; ATP binding; protein kinase activity. The record is from RefSeq and is a predicted model, not a curated record. The coding region runs from base 54 to 3500 and encodes 1148 amino acids. Gene Ontology annotation, biological process: protein phosphorylation. The transcript has 2 exons.
GCUUGCUUAGCUUAUACAAAUUAACUAGUAUCGCUUGAAAAUCAACUAUCAUAAUGUUGUUCAAAAGCCUUCUACUUUUACCUAUAUUGGUACUUGGUGUUUUAUCUUUGGAAGAAGAUGAAGUUGAAGCUUUGCGUCACUUCAAGAGUUCAAUCACAGAUGACCCAACUGGUGUACUGUUGGAUUGGAACUCCAGUUCCACCCACCAUUGCAACUGGACUGGAAUCCAAUGUGACGAGGAUUCCGGUCGUGUCAUCUCGAUUUCCAUUCAGCAAACACAGCUCAAAGGCCAAGUCUCUCCGUUUCUAGGAAACCUUACCAGCCUCCAAGUUCUUGAUCUAUCUUACAACUCAUUCACUGGCAACAUUCCAUUCCAGUUGGGAUACUGCACACAGCUUUCUACACUGGCUUUUUACACCAACUUUCUCUCCGGCCGGAUUCCAUUCCAGCUAGGAAAUCUCCGGAAUCUACUAAUCCUAGACCUGGGUAACAAUUCCUUCACUGGAAUUAUUCCCGAGAGCUUGUGUAAGUGCACUUCUUUGCUACAACUUAGCCUUGACCAAAACAACCUCAAUGGAACAAUCCCGGAUAAAAUCGGUAAUCUGAUCAAUCUUCAACUUCUUGGAGCUUUUGGUAACUCUUUGAAAGGUUCAAUUCCAACUUCCAUUGGUCACUUGAAAGACUUGCAAGCUCUUGACUUUAGUGAAAACCAACUUACUGGUACCAUUCCCAGAGAGGUUGGAAACUUGUCAAGUUUACAAGUUCUUCAGUUGCAUAUAAAUUCUAUUUCUGGGUAUAUACCAACCGAACUUGGGAGUUGCAAAAGUCUGUCUCUUCUGAAUUUAUAUAGCAACAAGCUUACUGGAAGCAUUCCUGGUGAGAUUGGAAAUAUGGCGGACUUGCAGAUUCUCCGAUUAUAUGAUAACCAGCUCAACUCAACCAUCCCGGUUUCGUUGUUUCAGUUGAAAUCAUUAGUUGUUUUGCAACUAUCAAGGAAUAGUCUAACCGGGAAUCUUUCUCCAGAGAUAUCUUCACUGGAAUCACUACAGUCAUUGACGCUUCACGAGAACAGUCUCACCGGCGAAAUUCCAGAAUCCAUAACCAGGUUGGUCAACUUAACAUACUUGUCAAUGAGUUUAAACUCUCUCACAGGAUCAAUUCCUUCAAGCAUUGGGUCUCUUUAUAAUCUAAGAAAUUUGUCUCUUAGCAAUAACCUUCUUGAUGGAUCUAUUCCAUCGAGUAUCAUAAACUGCACAGAUAUACUUUCGAUCGAUUUGGCUAAUAACUAUAGGUUGACUGGAGAAAUACCACACGGUCUUGGGAAGUUGUCAAAUCUUACAUUUCUUAGUAUCGGCAACAAUAAGCUAUCUGGACAAAUUCCGGAUGAUCUCUUUGACUGUUCAAGUCUCGUGAUUUUAAAUUUAGCCUUUAACAAUUUUACGGGAUUGUUGAAACCCGAAAUUGGUAAACUUUCCAAUCUCCAAAUACUUCAAGUUCAUGGUAAUUCCCUUUUUGGGCCAAUCCCUGGAGAAAUCGGUAAUUUAACCAGUUUAAUGUCAUUAAACCUUGGACAAAACCGAUUUUCAGGCACCAUUCCUGUAGAAAUCUCAAACCUUUCUUUCCUGCAAAGCCUUUUGAUCGAGAACAAUAAUCUGGAAGGCCAUGUUCCGGAGGAAAUUUUUGAGCUUAAACAGCUGACUGAACUCUACUUGCAGAACAAUAAACUUGUGGGUUCUGUUUUGAAUUUUGUUUCAAAACUCAAGAUGCUUUCGUCGUUGGAUCUCAGUGGAAACAGGUUUAAUGGAUCGAUCCCUGACAGUAUGAUAAAACUUAACCAGUUGAUUACAAUAGACUUGUCACACAACUUUCUCACAGGCUCCAUUCCAGGGCCUGUGAUUGCAAGUAUGAAGACUAUGCAAGUCUCUCUCAAUUUCUCCAACAAUUUUCUCACAGGGAAGAUCCCAAAUGAGUUUGGGAAGCUGGAGAUGGUGGAAGCCAUUGAUGUCUCGAACAACAAUCUUUCGGGAGGUAUUCCAGUAGCAUUUCAAGGCUGCAGAAACCUGUAUAGUCUUGAUUUGUCAGGAAAUCAGCUUUCUGGAAGCGUUCCCACUGGAAUAUUCCCUCCUCUCGGUGUUCUUACCUACAUAAAUUUCUCAAGAAAUCAGUUAGAGGGAGAGAUCCCGGAAACGUUGGGGAACUUGAAACUUCUUACAACCAUUGACCUCUCACGGAACAAAUUCAACGGGACCAUUCCUGAAAAUUUUGGUAACAUAUCGGCACUGAGACAACUUAAUCUCUCUUUCAAUCAGCUUGAAGGACGUCCUCCCGUUUUCCAAAACACCACCGCAAUCGGGUUACUUGGAAAUCCACUAUUGUGUAUUCCAAACGAAACCGGAUCAUGCUCUUCCUCAAAUCGAUCACACCAUUUGUCCAAAAAGGUUAUACUGAUUCUUGCAAUUCUUGGGUCUAUAACUUUGAUUCUAGUGUUAUUUAUGGUGUAUUUAUGUUAUCGACAUAUAAGAAAACAGAAAGUCAAAGAACCCGAGAAUCCCGAGUUAUCAGAGUACUCCCCGGGGUUCAUUCUCAAAAGAUUUGAAAGAAAAGAGCUUGAAGAAGCUACCAACAACUUCAGUGAAGACAACAUACUGGGUACAAGCAGCUUGAGCACAGUAUACAAAGGUACGCUAGAAGAUGGAAAGAUGAUAGCAGUGAAGAAUUUGAACUUCACACAGUUUUCAGUGGAAUCUGACAAGAGUUUCAACAAUGAAAUGAAGACAAUAGCUAAGAUGAGACAUAGAAAUCUAGUAAAGGUACUUGGUUAUGCAUGGGAGAGUGGAAAACUAAAGGCUUUGGUUCUUGAAUACAUGGAAAACGGUAACCUGGAUAGAGUUAUACAUGACUCUGGGAUUGAUCGAUCAAGAUGGGAACUUUCUGAGAGAAUAGAUGUUUUGGUUUCUGUUUCUAGAGGAUUAGUUUACUUGCAUUCGGGAUAUGAUUUCCCGAUAAUUCACUGCGAUUUGAAACCAUCAAAUAUUCUUCUAGAUGAAAAGUGGGAUGCUCAUGUUAGUGAUUUUGGGACUGCUCGAAUUCUAGGAGUUCAUCAGCAGGAUGGAAGCAGCAUUUCUUCUCAAUCAACAUUUGAAGGCACCAUUGGUUACAUGGCACCAGAGUUUGCAUAUAUGAGAAAAGUGACAACAAAAGUAGAUGUCUUCAGCUUUGGGAUUAUAGUGAUGGAACUUAUCACUAGAAAAAGACCGACUGGACUCACCGGGGAAGAGGGGGUCACUUUGCCAAAGAUAGUAGACCGAGCACUUUCAAAUGGAAUGAACGAGCUGAUUGGAAUUGUAGAUCCUGAUCUGUGUGCCAAUUUCUCCACGAAGCAAGGUGUCAUAGAACAGCUUCUUAAGUUGGCUUUAUCUUGCACCAGAACAGAUCCAGGGGACCGACCAGACAUGAAUGAAAUCUUAUCUUCCCUUAUAAAGUUCUGCAAGAAAGUCUAAACAAGAAGGGUUACAAAUUCGUACAUUUCAAGCCAAUAACUUGUUCAUCUGUUUGUUUUGAGGGAAUAAGGAGUAAAAAAAGGAGAUUCUGAUCUCUUUAUUUUUUAACAGCAAAAUUCAUUCAAGAUUCUGGCAGUUUUGUAGUAUUAGCUCCAUUUCAUUUAUAUACCAUAUAAAGUAG